Molecule: messenger RNA, 790 nt
Organism: Phalaenopsis equestris
Lineage: Eukaryota; Viridiplantae; Streptophyta; Magnoliopsida; Asparagales; Orchidaceae
Product: mannose-specific lectin-like
Exons: 2
Coding region: 138-617 (159 amino acids)
Source: RefSeq, a predicted model, not a curated record
GAAAUGGAAGAUUAGACUUUUGUUAUUUCUCUGUGAAUUUCUUUGGCCGGAAUCACAAAGAAAGGACAACAAUGCAGCUACAGAUCAUAGCAAGUAAACCCUUGCAUCCAUCCUUCUAAAAGCAGUACUCUCUCAUCAUGGCUUUCAAUAUUGCUUCUGCUGGAACUUCAGCAACUCUCCUUUCCUCUUCUAUCCUACUGCUCCUCUUCGUAUCAUGCUCCUCCACAAGCUUAACCAAUGUUCUAAAAUCUGGUGAAAAACUUGCCUCUGGGGAAUCCCUAUCAACAGGCAGCUAUAAAUUUGUAAUGCAGAGUGAUUGUAAUUUAGUGCUGUAUGACAAUGGUGAAGCCAUCUGGGCGUCGAACACCGUUGAAAUGGGCACCCAAUGUAGACUGCAACUGCAAUCUAAUGGUGAACUCAUCAUCUUCGCUGGUUUGGGCAAAAUGAUAUGGAGAAGCGAGACAGGAGGGGGAUAUGGCAAAUAUGCUCUUGUGCUCCAUUCAAAUGGAAAUGUUGUGGUAUACGAAAGCCCAACGUGGUCCAUCGGCGCGCUUGUUCAGAGUCAGAUCAGCCAUGGUUUAUCUAACUCGACGGAACCUGAUUCCAAGAACCCUUAAAAAGAUAUGAUGUUGGCCAUAAGUUGGUUUCUACACCGACCCACAUGCAUGUGUUACUUUAAAUAAGCGCUCCUAGCGUCUUCCUGUGAAGUUUUUAAGUUUGUGUCAGCACUGUCUGUCUGUCUGUGAGCUUAUUGAGAAGUGAUUGGUGGCUUCUAGCAAUGUUGUUUACA